AUGUUAUUUAAAUCAUUAUUAAAAAUAAAUAAAAUAAAUAAAAUUAAUUCAAAUUCAAAUAAUAAUUUAAUUAAUAAAGAUAAUUUUAAAAAUGAAAAUGAAUUUAUUAAUAAAAACUUGAUUGAAAAUUUUCCAAGAUCAUUAACAUUUACACGUCCAAUUUGGGGUUAUUAA
This is a messenger RNA of Dictyostelium discoideum AX4, 174 nucleotides long. RefSeq lists its product as hypothetical. Lineage: Eukaryota; Evosea; Eumycetozoa; Dictyosteliales; Dictyosteliaceae. The coding region runs from base 1 to 174 and encodes 57 amino acids. The record is from RefSeq and is a predicted model, not a curated record. The transcript has 2 exons.